AUGAACUUCCAGAGCGUGAAUCUCAUAAACGUCCGGCUGAACAUGGUUUCCGGCAACUUGCUACCAAUAACCAGCGACAACAGGUUUUCGCUAUUUUGGCGGAUGUACAGCAUGCUCGUGUGGCUUCUUCAGCUGACAGAGAAGAUCUUUAUGGACGCCAUGAUCUCCAUCGUGUUCAUCACGGAGGUGAUUUUCUUGAACAUGCAGAUUCUGCGGCACAACAAGCUGAUGCGGCGGUUCAUCCUCCAGCUGGAAAACAUCCUCGACGCCGGGGACGAGGUGAUGAGGAACAUGGUGACGAUGACUAUGAAGCCGAUUAUGAUCUUGUUGAACAUCUAUUGGAUGAUCGGCCUGGUGUCCGUAAUCAUAUGGUACAUCAUACCGUUCACCUUGCUGUCCAAAAGGAGCUCCUUCUAA
Molecule: messenger RNA, 417 nt
Organism: Harpegnathos saltator (Jerdon's jumping ant)
Lineage: Eukaryota; Metazoa; Arthropoda; Insecta; Hymenoptera; Formicidae
Exons: 2
Coding region: 1-417 (138 amino acids)
Source: RefSeq, a predicted model, not a curated record